CUAAACUUUGACCUUUUCAUGGAGUUCAAAGGUGGAGGUUCAUAAUGGCUGCGCCCAUGAAACAUUGUCAACACAGAUAUAAACUAUAUGUCGCCGAUUGUGUAGGGGUGAGAGUGUAUCAAAGGAUUUUCUGAUGAAAGAGGUGUAUCUGAGUAGAUGAUGAACAGAGUUUGAAAAGUUUCAAUUAAGAUGUCAUGGCCAUGGAUACACAGUCAUCAAAAUCUUCAAAAUGUCUAGUUGUUUUGAGUGGAAUUCCAGGAUGCGGUAAAAGUACUCUCGCUAAACUUUUAUAUGAUAAGCUUGGCAGUUUGAAUGUGGAGGAACAAUCUAGUCAUUUAAAGUCAUCAAAGUGUCUUAAUGUUAUAGUGGUGUCUUAUGAUGAAUUAAUUCCAGAGAAUAUACCUCUAGAUGAUAAGACUUGGAAAGAAUACAGGGAGGAAAUAGGUUUUUGUAUUGACCAUCUUUUAAACAAAGAAAUAUCCUUGGAAAAUUUAACCCAGCCGCCACCUGGUGUUAGUGAUGCAUUAUGGGAAAAGUUUUAUGCUAUUGUUAGAAGGCAGAUAACUUCAGCAGAAUCUGUUGUCAUUGUACUAGAUGACAACAUGUAUUACACAAGUAUGAGACACAAGUAUUUCCAAAUAGCUAGAAAGUAUACCUGUGGAUUUUGUCAGCUCUAUCUAGCUUGUAAUAUACAAACAGCUCUGGAAAGGAAUGUGAAACGUAGUCAGCCAAUAACAGAAGAUGUAAUUGUAGCUAUGGCAACUAAAAUAGAGCCACCUAAUAGACAAAUCAAUAGUUGGGAAACUAACAGUAUAGUUAUAAAUACUGAAUCAAACAUAGAAAGUCAUUUACCGAGGAUAAUGUCAUUGGUGAAUACAGCAAUGUUAAAUCCAAUUCAACCAUUAGAGGAAACUGAUCCAAUGAUAACAGCAGAGAGCCGUCAGAUCUGUUCAAGUAACGUCAUCCACCAAUCAGAUCAGAUCUUAAGAAAGAUUGUUAGUCAUAAAAUGUCAAAUUUAAAAGGCAUUGCAGAAGAAAAGUCAACAUUACAACAACUGUCAAAGAAAUACAUAGAUGUAAGAAAGACCUGCUUGGAUAAGAUAAAAAGUGGCCAAGUUUCAUUUCCUGUGGCUGUGGACGAGCCAAAUGUGUCAUGUGAUAUAAACAGUGAACUGUACCAACAGAUUCUUAGAUUGUUUGAACAGUUGUUGAAAGAAAUAACUUGAUAUGAAAUAAAACAUCAGCACAUUU
Molecule: messenger RNA, 1251 nt
Organism: Mytilus trossulus (common blue mussel)
Lineage: Eukaryota; Metazoa; Mollusca; Bivalvia; Mytilida; Mytilidae
Product: L-seryl-tRNA(Sec) kinase-like
Exons: 6
Coding region: 195-1226 (343 amino acids)
Molecular function (GO): tRNA binding; kinase activity
Source: RefSeq, a predicted model, not a curated record